UCAAUCUGGUUCUGUCUCUGUCUUAGUGAAAAUGGCAACCAAAGCCAAUCCAUUGGAGGGGAAGACUCUGAAGCCUGAGAGUGUCAGGUCUCAGCUGGAGACAUCCCUUGAGAGGUUACAGAUGAAGAGCGUAGACUUGUUCUAUCUCCAUAUGCCUGACCACAACACCCCUGUGGAACAGACACUACAUGCCUGCAAUGAACUAUACAAGGAGGGAAAGUUUAAGGAGCUUGGUCUGUCGAACUAUGCAGCUUGGGAGGUGGCAGAAAUCUAUACCAUCUGCAAGUACAACAGCUGGGUGCUUCCAACUGUGUAUCAGGGCAUGUACAAUGCAACCACUCGCCAAGUGGAAACCGAGCUGUUGCCGUGCCUUAGACACUGUGGAAUGCGGUUCUAUGCCUACAAUCCUUUGGCAGGAGGGCUGCUGACAGGGAAGUACAAGUAUGAAGAUAAAGACACGGUCCAACCGACUGGCAGGUUUUUUGGAAAUGAUUGGGCCCAGAUAUACAGGGACAGAUACUGGAAGGAGCACCAUUUCCAAGCCAUUGCCCUGGUCGAGAAAGCAUUAGGGCAGGCUUAUGGCUCUAACCCCCCCAGCCUAACUUCAGCUGCUUUACGCUGGAUGUACAACCACUCCAAACUUCAGGGUGCCCUUGGAGAUGCAGUGAUCAUUGGGAUGUCCAACAUGGAUCAGCUGCAGCAGAACCUCACAUGCAGUGAAGAAGGCCCUCUGCUCCCAGCUGUGGUGGAAGCAUUUGAUAAAGCCUGGCAUCUAGUAGCACAUGACUGUCCCAACUACUUCCGGUAGAAAAUGAAGGUAGCAAAUUUAGUGUGGGGAUGGUAACCAGUAUCCUGGCAUCUGAGACCUAACUCCUCCCAUAGUGUUUGAGGAAAUUUCACUCUUGGAUCAGUGAACGUAUUAGUGUCACAUUGGGGUUUCCUUGCACUAGAGUUGAAGUUCUUCAUACAAUCACAAGCCUCACUGUUUCUAUGCUGACUUAAUGGUAGUUGCACAUGGUGUCUAAGCUAUAAGGUGUCUGGUUUUUCCUUAAAACUAAAAGCCAUAAUUGCCAUGAGAAUGUCCCUUAAUAGGGCAGCUCCUGUUUUCACUUGAGCACACAAAAUAGUGUUGUGAUUUGGUGAUGGAAUUCAUAUAAGGAACUGGCGCUGUCAUAGGGCCACUUGAAGUGUCCAAGUAGGAAUGUGGAUAUUUGUCUUCAAUCAGCUGUCAGAAUAAAGCAUUUUCUAACUCAG
Molecule: messenger RNA, 1254 nt
Organism: Chelonoidis abingdonii (Abingdon island giant tortoise)
Lineage: Eukaryota; Metazoa; Chordata; Testudines; Testudinidae
Product: aflatoxin B1 aldehyde reductase member 2-like
Molecular function (GO): oxidoreductase activity
Source: RefSeq, a predicted model, not a curated record